AUGGCGAAGUGUCUGACAAUAGUCGGCGCCCUGCUGAUGGUCACUCAGGCACAGCAAUUUGAUGGCUAUGUCUUCCCCUACGAUAAUUUGGGAUUGAGUGAUCCUUGCGUUGCCGCUCUCAAUAUUACCCUCCCAUGCCCCGCCUGGGUUGCCCGUUAUACCGGACUUGAAGACUCGAGCUUUGAGGUUCUUCCCGCUGAGCAACUGACAGAGUUAUGCGAAAGCAACUGCCGACUCAAUAUGCAACGGGUUCGGCAAAUGAUCAAAGAUUCAUGCACUACUGAUGACGUUGUCAUGCCCUUUGGAUCAAUCGCCUAUCCUGCAACGUUCAUGAUCGACCGCUACAUUUAUUCGGCUGGGCUCUCUUGCCUUACUGACCCGUCUACCAAUGAAUAUUGCGAUACAAUCGUCAGUUCUUGGAUGUCCAAUGGAUCCACAUACUCUUCAGCUCAGAAUUGCUCCGCCUGCGAAUUAAGUAUUCAGAAGUUUCAGCUCGAGUCACCUUUUGGAUACGAUGACGAGGCUGCUAAUUACUUUGCUUCGCUCACUUCUAGCUGUGGUGCCACUGGUUAUGAUUUUGCCACUCCCACGGCAUAUGCACUAAACGCAACUUCAACGGGGACUGGGUCAACUGCGAGUGCUACUUUUUCACCACCCUGUUCAGGUUUCCAUACAGUUAAAGAAGAUGAGUCUUGUGUGACAAUUUCAGAGGCCAAUAGCGUAUCGACAUACAGCCUCAUUACAACUAAUGCCCUUGAUAUGGCUUGCAAUUUACUUUCGGAGGGCAGAAACCUUUGUCUCCCCAGCACUUGCACAACUCAUCAGCUUGAAUUUGGUGAAACAUGCGACUCGCUUACUAGCAGUCUAGGCAUUACAAUGGCUCAACUACUGGCUUGGAAUCCGAUGAUAAACACAGGCUGCUCAAACCUCGCCUCGUGGAGAGGAUGGUACAUCUGUGCCAGUUCUCCAUAUGGUACGAUCACUGUGAACGCAGGGACCGCUGUCACGACAGCUGCACCAGUUCCAACCGAUGCUCAGCCACAAACGAGCACUGACUGUGGGAACUGGCAUAAAGUCAUAACUGACGAGGAUUGCUCUACUAUUUCGCUGAAGUACACGAUAUCCUUGAGCGACUUCUACUUCCUCAAUCCUCAAGUAGACUCAAGUUGUUCCAACCUUUGGGCCAACACUUCAUACUGCGUGAAAGCUGUCGGAAAUAUCGCCACCUACUCAGGUUAUCCAGUGACGACGGCAAGUUACACAUUCACUAAGCUACCCUCAACCACAUACACUCCAACUCCUGUUGCCACUGCCUCACUGCAGCCGACUGCUUCCGGUACUAUCGCGGACUGCUCAUUAUAUCAAAAUGCCUUCGGCAGUAAUGUAGCUAAUGUGACUUCUUUAAAUGCCUGUUAUAUCUGGGCUGUCGUCGCUGGUGUUGCUGUUGAUGAUCUGUUGAGAUGGAACCCGAGUCUCUCACCUGAAAACUGUGUCUUCGAAUCUGAGUACAGCUACUGCAUUAUUUCGGGGGAGACAACGACUUCAACACUGCCGCAUGAGUACUGUUUCGCUCCAAACACCAGCAUCAUUGCGUCGACUUCAGCCCAACCCGCGGACUGCAAUUGUUACAUUCAGAUUAGAGAGGCAGAUAAGAGUAAGGUCAUUCUAUUCUUCAAAUUCGAAGAAGGCGUGCUGAUUGUGCUAGAUGUAUUCAACUGCACAAUGUUCCCCUCACGUUUCAACGUGGACAUGGCAGAUGUGAUUGCUCUCAACCCCUGGAUCGGCGCGGACUGCGAUGGAGUAUGGGACGCUUUAUCAAGUGAUGGAUACGAACAGAUAUGUGUAGAAGGCAACUCGAUGCCGUCUCACUCAUCUAGUUUCUCUACCUCCGGUUCGUCUACUACAGCUACAGCCACCGGCCCUACUGUCACUUCGACAGCUACCUUCCCAAGCCUCCCAGCUAUUUCCCAGCUCCCUAAAUGCGGUCGACUACUGUCACUCCGCCAUUGCGGCGCAUACUACAUAUCCCACUACCGCCCCGGUCGAGACCACGCGCACAACCACCACAUCAUCACCAGCUACUACUACUGGACCAACCGCUAUUACGGACUUGCCUACUUGCGGUCAAACUUGUUUUAA
Messenger RNA from Penicillium cinerascens, 2139 nucleotides. Its product is annotated as LysM peptidoglycan-binding domain-containing protein. The record is from RefSeq and is a predicted model, not a curated record. Lineage: Eukaryota; Fungi; Ascomycota; Eurotiomycetes; Eurotiales; Aspergillaceae. The transcript has 8 exons. Bases 1 to 2139 code for a protein of 712 amino acids.